AUGGCGGUCACAGUCCUCCCUGCCAGCUCCAUACCUGACUCUGUCAAGCUGGCCAUCCGGUCAACAGCAACAUGCUCCGACACCACCGUGUUGUCCCUCCAAGCCCUCCUCCGCGCAUCGUCAAACCCACCCGAGAAGCCCGCGAGGCGCACAGCAAAAUCCGUCAAAGAACCCAUCAGCAGGCCGACAAGUCGAGCAAAGACAUCCAGGACGACCAAGACAGCCUCCGCGAACGACGCGUUAAACGCCAUUGUCGAUCAGGAUGCGCCCUUAUUAUCCCCCCAAGAGAAGCUUGUUCUCGCUACAGAAGUGUUCAAUACAACACUAAAGACACUUACGGACGCGUUGAAAGUUCCUACCACGAAACGCCAAACCCCCACCGCCGAAAAAGCCUCCGUCAAGUCGACGGCCAGGUCCAGUCCCACCGGAGUCGAUGCGGGGGUGGUUUCCGCCGCGGAGUGUGCUCGACUAGCCUUGUCGACAUUGAGAUCCCUAAAAAACGAUCAGGGUACCAAAGAACUUCCAAAUAUGCAACUUGAGCAAGGCGUGUGCGUAUUAGCGGGGAAGCUGAUAUCGCUGGGACUGAACGACAUUGCGGGCAAGGAAUUGAGGUCUUUGAAACGCAGAAUCCAACAGCACCUGGACCUACAAAAGUCGGGGAGAAAGGCUACAACCCCCAGUGAUUUGGUGGAUGACGAACCAGGAAAGGAGCGCAUGUCAGACCUUUUGACUUUUUCAAACAUCUCGAAUUCACCGGCUCUUUACGGCCUACUCGUUCAAUUCCAGGCCAAUGCGAUGAGACUCUUCGUUUCGGACCGGAAAGCUACAACGGUCCAGAAGUUAUAUCCUCUAUUACAACUUUCCGACCCUAGUAGUCCCGCCCAAAUCAUCCUUGCUGCUUUGAAGUCCGGAAGCCUAUCAAAUGACAAAGCCGCUCUUCAACUUCAGCUGCUUUCAAACACUGUGCAAUCGCUGUGCUCUGGCAAAUCUGGCCCCGGUGACGAAUCGCCAAGAAACAAAGAUACAUUAAAGCCGAUUACAGCUUUGAGCCUCCAACUACUGUCUUUGGAGAUCCGAUGCUUGGGGUGGAAGUUAGCUGGCCACACCUGUGAUGAGAGCAAAGAGGUGUUCGAUCCUCUUGUCCGCUACCUCAGUGGAUUCUCUCACCGCAGUAAAGGCAUUGAGAAGGCCGAGUUUGGCGCAAUAUUCAAGGCGAUCACUAAAAUCCAAUCCUCGACAGCAGAGAUUAAGAAACAACCCCAGGGAAGCAAGGAAAUGAACUCAAUGGCCAAGAUCAUGAUCCUUCUUGGUCAGCUUGCAUUGGAUGCUGGUUGCUUUGACGAAUCACUGAAGCUUUUUGGCAAAGCCAUUACACCACUUUCAAAUGCGCAAAGCCUUUCUUUGGCCACCGUUCAAUGUAAGAUUGCUUCCGUCUCCUUCCAGCGGCUGAAGGGCUCGGGUAAAUUUUUGGACGAUGCGUUGAAAUCCACAUCAGAAGCCACCAAAGCUCUGGGUUUGCAGCUCCGCGGUAGUGCAUCUGAUUUGGACGAGCUUCUGGUUGAAGCUGCUCGGCUUAAGAAGCUUGCCCUGUCCUGGUUUGGCGAGGCAAUUUCAAAGGCCUCCGAUAGUGAUGAACAGAAAAACGAAAGUGCUUUUCAAAUUCGAGAAUAUCUACAGGCAUUCCUCAGGUUCCUCCGGCGUUAUGUUGGACGACAACCUGCGGAAGACAGUGAUGAAAAAGAGCACGAAAUGUUCAAGACUCGUAUUUCCAUGUCGAAAAGUAUUAUCCUCGCCGCCGUUGACUCCUCCGUUGCUGUUGGAAAACUAUCAAUCAUGUCGCAAAGACCACCGUGGGACGAUAUGCUCCCUAUUCUAGCAGAUUGCCAUCGCCUGCUUACUUGUAUUGAAAGCUCCGAAGAAACCAACUCCGACACCUCUAUCGUUGGUGCGGGACUUGUCAAACUUUCUAAUAUCUUUUGGUCUCGAUAUAUCAAGGAAAAAGAGGCAGGUCAAGGAUAUCGCGAACUGCUACCUCUUCUCAAACAGUCCACUCAAAUAAUCUUCACCUGCUCGCCAUCACUUCGAACUACCGCGUUUGCCGCUCUGAAAUUUGAGAGAAUGGCCCAUCUUUACCUGGAUGCCAAUAUGCAUGCGGAUGCGGAGAAAUCAUUUCAACAAUCAAUCGCAGAGUACAUCGAUUCAGGUACCCUGCAGCAAAUCACGGACAGCGGAACGGGGGCACACCUUACGCCAGGUAGCCAGGAUCCUCAGAGUCCUGUGUUUAUGCUCGGGCGGGUUCUCUCUACGUUCCUGAAGGUGAAGCUGCGCCGAAAGGGAUCCAAAUCUAAGUCUUCCGAAAUUUAUGAUGAUGUCGAGCUGAACUCCGAACAGAGAGGGAUGCUCCUUGAGUGGCAAAUGGGCCUUCUGGCCGAUUUGCAUGCAUACAGUUCAAGCGAGGAAGAGUUCCGGUCAACUCUCACAUUGGUUACGUCUAAUGUUCUUGAUGUCUAUUCAACUGACAUCCACCCAAUUCGUCAUGCUCGAGUGGUUCUUUCCGCUCUUCGAUACUUGCUAGAGCGCCCUGGCUGCUUGGACACCACCAUUUCCGAAAGACUCAUGGAAGAGGGAACAGAAGCUUGCACCGCUGGAAUUGAAGUUGGCGAAGAUGCUGAUUUGGCACCCUUUGCUCAACAUAUCACGAACUCUUUGAGAAUCAUUAUUGGCUUCCAUCAGGGCCAAAUGGAUCCUGAUGACUUGGAAAACACACUUGCAUCAUGGACCUCAAUUAUUCGUCAAUGCUCUGAUGCGAAUUCAUUGCUUCUCUGUGUUCAUGAUAUUGAUUACUGGGUUCUUCAAUUAAAAGCUUUGGUUGAUUACACUGAGAUCCACGCCCUUUGGAAAUCUCAGCUUUCUACCUUGGAAUUGAUACUGAGAGUCGCUGAACUUCAGAAAUCGGCCGAUAUCUCAGAUGCAAUCACCAUUCUUUCGCGCUUGGUGCUGCAGCAUUGCCGACUUGGACAUUGUCAAAAAGCGGGAGACCUUCUCUCACGCGGUGAAAAAUAUCUCACCCAGCACAAGGUUUCUUCUCUAGCCACUAUCUCAUGCAAACUGGCACGGGUGGAAUAUCUUCUCGAGACUGGUGAGAUAGACAAGGCAGCUUCAGUUCUUUCUGCCACAAAGUUACUGUACGAAAAGAACCAGACUUCGGAAGAGAUGAGCAAUUUGACCGUGUCCAUGAAAAUUCUAUGGGAAAGACUUGUUGCAGACGCCACCUUUAUACAAUCCCGCCUGUCAACUGCCCAAGGCUCUAUGACCGAUGCACUCUUCUUUGCCAAGCUGUCCGUAAGGCUUAACUGUCGAAUUUGGGCAAAAGUUGAGAAACUUGCUCAACGAAAACAAGACAAGGCUUUGUCUGCGGGAGGAAGCACUGAUGUCGACACUGUUGCUGAUGGUGUGGCCAAGCUCGAUAUAUCUCAGAAUGGAGCUUCGUCAGAUGCUCCAGUCAUAUACACCCAAGGUGCGCCAUUUUGGCCGCAUCUCGGCUCACAUCAUACCUGUUUAUUGAACCUCGCAACAUUGUCAGCACACCAUGGCUUAUUCCAAGAUGCAAUCUACUACGGACAGCAGGCAUUGAAGAUCGACAAGACGCUUGGUGCCAACGUUCGACUUGUGGCCGCACAAACUCAGCUCGGUUGUUACUGGACUCUGGGUGGUCAUGUUGAUGAGGGACAAGAACUCCUUAUUGCGGCAUCGGACUCUUCAAAGCAGAUUAAGAUUAGCAUGGAGACUGUCUCACUGCACAUGGCUCUUGCUUCUCUUCAUAAAAUAAAAGGGCAACACGACAAAGCAUUGCACUCGCUCCAGGAGGCUGAUAAAGCUUUGAUGGCUGUCAGUUCUGCUGACCUGACCAGCAUCUCGGAGGCCCCAAACGUUGCUCUUCUGGAAGAAAAGAUGGAGAAGUUAAAGGUGCGAAGCAGUCGUCAAACACCAUCAACGACUACCGCUACUACGACUGUCCGACGCACUCGGGCAACUAGCUCAGCUACUGCGGCAAGCACUGCCAAGAAAGUUUCAACGCCCAAAGCCGCUCAAAUCAAGGUCCAGUCCAAGUCUCUCAUGCGACUGAAGAGUGAUAUUCUUCGCCAACAGGCUGACUGCUUGCGGGCGCUUCGCAAAUACGAAAGCUCUGCGCUCGCCCUUACCGAAGCCCGUCAAUUUGCUACAGCGAGAGAAAGCAAAGUCUCCCUCGAAAUUGGCGAAAGCGAACACUUGUUGGCCGAAGCAAUUCGGCAGUUUGCAAGUCACGCAGUAUACUGCGUUCUCCCCGAAUCUACCAUCUCUUUACCGUCCCUCAAGACACCAAGCAAAUCAGCAAACGAGUCGGUUGCUGCAACGGCGAAGCCUACUGCCAAGAGAGCAAGAGCACCUACCCGAGGAACGAAAGGGAAAGCUCAAAAAGCUAGUGAGGAUUUCUCUACCAUGCUUACCAAAGCAAAUGACUGUCUGACUGGCGUCUUUGCGGAUGUUACUGUACUUGGAUCUACAUUAGAAAGCCAUGCAGCGUCUCGCUUGAUGAGUCGGAUUUCUAUGCUUUCGCAUGCCACGACUCCGGGGGGCCCUGCAACUUGGGCCCAACCUCCUGCGACCAUGAAUGGUAAGUUCAUAAGUGCAAUCUGUAAACCUUACUCUAGUCUAACGAUACUUUGUGCAGAAAUUGGACGCGUUGGUGCAUUUGCUCGCGAGCGUAUGGCUAUCAAUUUUGAUCGACAACUGUCCGACUUUGCCGAUCCCCUCCUGUGGCCUACUUCUUCACCUUCGGCUGUCGAAAUGGAAGAAGAAAUAUGCUCAAGCUUUACUGAGCUUUACGUUGAUAUUCUACCUGAAAAUUGGAACGUUCUGUCUUUAUCGCUCAGUGCCGACGGGACUGAAUUCGUGGUCUCGAGGCUGCAGAAGAAUCGAUCUCCUUUCCUGCUUCGCUUGCCCCUCAGGAGAGGCAACGUCGACGAUGAUGAAGAAGAGCAAUUCACGUUUGAAGAUGGGAAAGAAGAAAUGCAAGAGGUUAUCAAGUUGGCUAAUGAGAGUGCACAUGCUGCCAAGGCUCAAAUUGACAAGAAGAUGAAGAAGGAGUGGUGGAAGACUCGAGAAUCAUUAGAUCGUCGGUUGGAAAGCCUCCUCCAGAAUAUCGAAAAUCUUUGGUUUGGUGGCUUCCGAGGCGUCUUUUCGCCGCUUGCACGAGACGCUACUGCACUCAUCCGCUUUUCCGAUGCAUUCCAGGGCAUCUUGGACAAGCAUCUCCCAUCGCGGCAAAAGGGUACCAAGGCAUCUUCGCCUCGACUAACUCUUCAUCAAAAUGUGCUUGAAAUGUUCAUUGGGCUCCGUGACCUCGAACAGUCGGAAGAGCCUGAGGACACGUUGAUGGAUCUUCUCUACUUUGUGGUAGAUAUUUUGCAAUUCCAGGGCGAACGAAAUGCCUAUGACGAAAUCGACUUUGAUAUGAUGGUUGUUGAUACCCUUGAUGCUCUGCGAGCUUACCACGAAGCCGCACGAGAUGGACUCGCCUCGACCCCGCCGAGUCACACAGUACUUGUUCUCGAUAAGGCUCUACACCUGUUUCCAUGGGAGUCUCUUCCAUGUCUCCAGGGAUACCCGGUCUGUCGAGUUUCCUCACUACAAUGUCUCCGCGAGCGAGUGAUUCAAUUCCGUGAAGGUCGAUCUGGCACAGUUGUGGAUCGGACAUCGGGCGCCUACCUCCUCAACCCGACAGGCGAUCUUCGCACAACACAAACCACCUUUGAAGGCGAUCUGUCUGGAUUGAAGUCUUGGACUGGAGUGGUGAAUCGUGAGCCAACGGAGGAUGAGUUCCGCGACUGUCUAGAGUCCAAGGAUCUGUUCUUGUACUUUGGUCAUGGUAGCGGUGCCCAGUAUAUUCGUGGACGUACCAUCAAGCGACUAUCCAAGUGUGGUGUUGCCUUCCUUAUGGGCUGCAGCAGUGGUACGCUCACCGAGGCAGGCGAGUACGAGCCUUACGGCACACCCAUGAACUACCUUCAUGCGGGUAGUCCUGCGCUCGUGGCUACCCUCUGGGACGUCACUGACAGAGACAUUGAUCGUUUCGCUUCGUCCACUUUCGAUACAUGGGGGUUGUUUAAGAAGGGAAAGUCUCCUGCUCAGCAGGGUGACGUUGGGUUAGACACGGCCAUUGCGCGAGCACGGAGUUCAUGUGUGUUGAAGUACUUAAAUGGAGCGGCGCCCGUUGUAUAUGGAGUUCCGGUGUUUUUGGGAUGA
Messenger RNA from Penicillium verhagenii, 6285 nucleotides. RefSeq lists its product as uncharacterized. Gene Ontology annotation, cellular component: mitotic spindle; nucleus; mitotic spindle pole body. The record is from RefSeq and is a predicted model, not a curated record. Gene Ontology annotation, molecular function: cysteine-type endopeptidase activity; protein binding. The coding region runs from base 1 to 6285 and encodes 2094 amino acids. The transcript has a single exon. Gene Ontology annotation, biological process: meiotic chromosome separation; proteolysis. NCBI's taxonomy places the organism in Eukaryota, Fungi, Ascomycota, Eurotiomycetes, Eurotiales, Aspergillaceae.